AACUCCACUCCAGGGAACUAACCAGGGAGAGGAGGUACUGAAGAUCGACUAAACCAGCUGUGACGGGGCCAUCAGCCCAAAGGCGUCCUGGAGGAGUGUACGGAACGCCAAGGAAGGAGUAGAAUAAAUAGCAGUCAGAGAAACCAGACCCAGGGGCAUUGCUAAGAGGCAGUGGCCGGGUUUAACAUGGAUCACUAAACGCACCUCCUCCUAUGAUCUGGAUGGUCAGGGAGACUUGGCUUCUCUGAGUCUCCUCCAGGACACAGAUUCACAGAGUUUCACGCCAGGGACUGCCACUGACAGAGAGUCUGGAAAUGGCAAAAACUUAUGUGAAACCCAAGGAGAUGACAGAGUUGGUCAACACACCAUCCUGGAUGGACAAAGGUCUGGGCUCUCAGAAUGAGAUGAAGGAGGAGGAGAGAAGACCAGCUGCUUAUGGGAUGCUUGGCAGCUUGGCUGAAGAGCAUGACAGUAUUGAGGAGGAAGAAGAGGAAGAAGAGGAUGGAGAGAAGCCCAAGAGACGAGGUCCCAAGAAAAAGAAGAUGACGAAAGCUCGCCUUGAGAGAUUCAGGGCUCGAAGAGUCAAGGCUAAUGCUAGAGAACGGACCCGGAUGCAUGGCCUGAACGAUGCCCUGGACAACCUGAGGAGGGUCAUGCCAUGCUACUCUAAGACCCAAAAGCUCUCCAAGAUAGAGACUCUUAGACUGGCUAGGAACUAUAUUUGGGCUUUGUCUGAGGUCCUAGAAACAGGACAAACACCUGAAGGGAAGGGCUUUGUGGAGAUGCUCUGUAAAGGGCUCUCUCAGCCCACAAGCAACCUGGUGGCUGGAUGCCUCCAGCUGGGCUCUCAGUCUGUCCUCCUGGAGAAGCAUGAGGAGAAAUCUCCUCUUUGUGACUCUGCCAUCUCUGUCCACAACUUCAACUAUCAGUCUCCCGGGCUCCCCAGCCCUCCUUAUGGCCAUAUGGAAACACAUCUUAUUAAUCUUAAACCUCCAGUAUUCAAGAGUUUGGGAGAAUCAUCCUUCGGGAGCCAUCCACCUGACUGCAGUACACCACCUUAUGAGGGCCCACUUACUCCCCCCCUGAGCAUCAGUGGGAACUUCUCCUUGAAGCAAGAUGGCUCCCCUGACCUGGAGAAAUCCUACAGCUUCAUACCACAUUACCCCUCUGCAAGUCUAAGCUCAGGGCAUAUGCAUUCGACUCCAUUUCAGGCUGGUACCCCCCGCUAUGAUGUUCCCAUAGAUAUGUCCUAUGAUUCCUACCCCCACCAUGGCAUGGGAGCCCAACUCAACACAAUCUUCACUGAUUAGACCAGCAUUUCAGAGGAGGAUGUGGAGAUAUUUCCCAUAACUCAAGUGGUUGAGCUGAAGAUUCAGUGAUCUUAAUGGAACCCUAUAGAUGUAUA
This is a messenger RNA of Phacochoerus africanus (Common warthog), 1405 nucleotides long. It is a transcript of the gene NEUROD4, whose product is annotated as neuronal differentiation 4. The transcript has 2 exons. Bases 315 to 1310 code for a protein of 331 amino acids. Gene Ontology annotation, molecular function: protein dimerization activity. The record is from RefSeq and is a predicted model, not a curated record. Gene Ontology annotation, biological process: nervous system development; regulation of DNA-templated transcription. Lineage: Eukaryota; Metazoa; Chordata; Mammalia; Artiodactyla; Suidae.